Molecule: messenger RNA, 3514 nt
Organism: Archocentrus centrarchus (flier cichlid)
Lineage: Eukaryota; Metazoa; Chordata; Actinopteri; Cichliformes; Cichlidae
Gene: kif20a
Product: kinesin family member 20A
Exons: 19
Coding region: 210-2960 (916 amino acids)
Biological process (GO): spindle elongation; mitotic spindle assembly; microtubule-based movement
Cellular component (GO): nucleus; spindle microtubule; mitotic spindle
Molecular function (GO): microtubule binding; ATP binding; plus-end-directed microtubule motor activity
Source: RefSeq, a predicted model, not a curated record
CUGUGUAAGGAAGCGCAUUGUUCAAAAACAAAAACGCAGUCGGGACUCAGCUGGGACUGAGAGAGCGCUUCGUCAUCGAGACACAGAGGAUUUGCUGAACUGAUACAGUUUUAGCUCAGUGUGGUUUAGUUAGGAACGUUGGGCUUUUUUAAAUAACUUAAAAAUAACUUUAAAUAACAUCGCAAUUUCGACAUUCCAGGUAGACAGGCAUGGCGAUGUCUGAACUGGCGAUGUCAUCUCCGUGUGGAUGUCCCUUUGAUGAGGAGGAGGAAAUGCCUGUGUUGGAGUCUACAGCAGCAGAGCAUGGAGGUCUGGCCAGACCACGUCUACCAGAGAUCUCUGUUAUCUCCCCAGGCCUGGACACCAGGCCAUCCAUUAUAGGACCGAAAGCAGCAGCGAAGCCUCAAAGCUGUGAUGAAGGAACCACUGAGAGGGUGAAGGUUUUCCUGCGCAUCCGGCCGAUUACUGAUGCAGAGGCAGUGAGAGGAGAAGAGCAGGGUUGUGUGGUUAUCCAAGAUGAAGAGACUCUAUUGCUUAAAGCUCCAAAUGAUUCUCAGAACAUGAGAGCAGCAGAGAGAGGCAUCAUGCCGAGUAUUCACAAGUUCAGUUUCACAAAGAUUUUUGGUCCUGAGACAACACAGCAACAGUUUUAUGAGAGCACAAUGAAGAUGAUGGUGAAGGAUGUGCUUCGAGGAGAAAACCGACUGCUCUACACUUACGGCGUAACCAAUUCUGGAAAGACUUACACCAUUCAAGGCAGUGGUCGAGAGGCAGGCCUGCUCCCCCGGACUUUAGUGUCUCUGUUUAGGAAACUGCAGGGCCGUCUCUACUGUGCCAUGGACCUGAAGCCCAUCUUGUCUCAGGAUGUGAGGCACCUUGGUCCCGGUGAGGUCAGGGUGGAGGAAAGCCGCAGAAACUCUCUGCUCAAAGAGGAUAGGAAUUCUCGUUGCGCUGGUGCCACUACAGUCUGGGAUAGUGGCAUUGGAGGACUCUCUGCUACCAGUAACUUUGCCACUCAGCUGGAAGACACUGACAGUGUUUGCCUGGAGCCGGACAGCCUUUCGAACAGCGGCGAGGACGACCUGGAGGAAGGAAUGCAGUUUUCAAUCUGGGUGUCCUUCUAUGAAAUCUAUAACGAGUUCCUGUAUGACUUACUGGAUGCUUCGCCCUCCCAGCAGCCGCGGAAAAGAGUCACAUUGCGGCUAAGUGACGACAGACAGGGCAACCCCUACGUGAAAGACCUGACCUGGAUACAAGUCCGCAGCGCUGAAGAAGCCUGGAGGAUUCUGAGAGUUGGACAUCGCAACCAGAGCUUCGCCAGCACUCACCUCAACCAGAACUCCAGUCGCAGCCACAGCAUCUUUUCUAUCCGUGUCCUGCACAUCCACCCAGGGGCAAAUUCAGGCCAGGCCAUGCACAUCAGCAAGCUGACUGUGUGUGAUUUGGCUGGGUCUGAACGCUGUAAAGAGCAGCGUAAUGGUGAGAGGAUGAAGGAGGCCAACAACAUCAACACCUCCCUCUUAACACUGGGGCGCUGCAUUGCUGCUCUGAGGCAUAAUCAGAACAAGUCACGGCCCCCUCAAGUGGUGCCUUUCAGGGACAGCAAGCUGACUCGUGUUCUGCAGGGUUUCUUCUGUGGGCAAGGAACCUCCACCAUGGUGGUCAACAUCAAUCCAUGUGCCUCCAUCUAUGACGAGACCCUCCAGGCCCUCAAAUUCUCUGCCAUUGCCACCCAGCUCGUCCAUGGCCCGUCCACAAAGACCAGAGUAGCCUACAUCCUCUCUCUUCUUCGUGAGCCAACAGCAAAUGGUAAUGAAAGCACGGUGAUGGAGGAGGAAGAGGAUGAUAGUGAUAUCGAGGAUGAUAGUGAUAUCGAGGAUGGAGACAUCACCAUGUUGGAUACUAAGGCUUUGCUUCAGACCAUUGAUGUUCUGAAGAGAGAAGUGCAUCGCCAGCGGGAAGAGAAACAAGUUCUCGAAGCAAAUGUGAGAGAGCAGGUGGUCUCUGAGGUGAUGGAGGUCAUCUCUAAAAUGCAAGAUGAUUUCAGAGAGAGUUUGGAUGCUGAGAGGGCGCUAAUUGAAGAGAGGUAUGAAGACAAGAUAAGUAUCCUGCAGAAACAUCUGAAGAAGUUCUACACCCAGGAGCUGAAGGAACGUGACCAGGAGAUUGAAGCUUUGUUUGCUGCUCUUGAAGAAGAAAAAAAGAAGGUAAAUGAAGCAGCCUCCACGACAGCGCCACCGGAAGAUGCUGAUGGCCCUCGACGUUCUCAGCGCCUCACGACUCAGAACGAACUUGGCAGGCUCUGUGCGGAACUUGACCAGUGCCGUGCUGAGCUGUUUACCAAGACUCAAGAGGUGACUAAGCUUAAGAUGCAACUUCAAGCACCAGGUUCUACUGGCACCCUCACCGGUGCUGCUGAUCGCAAGCUGGAAGAGGGUCAGCGGAACCUACGUCAGCUGCGCCUGGAUUUGCAGAGGCUGGGGCUGGACCUGCAGUCUGGUGAAAGAGCCUGCUGUCGCAACACGGGAGGGGAAAGGCUGCGCCACGCAUUAACAGCUGCAGAUAACACACUAGCCAAACAGGGCCAGAUCCUCAUGGAGCUCCAGAACGACCUGAUGCUGGUCAAAGCUGACUUGAGGCGGAAAGUGGAGACCCUGGCCCAAAUGCAAUCCCUCCAUCCCCAGCUACCGCACUCUGGUUUUGCCAUCCCUAGUACACCAGGUUCCUGCAAGAAGAGAGGCUGUGGGGCUGUCGCACCGAGCGACCCUGAAAAUCGACCUCCACAAAAACGACAGUUUUUCCAGUCUCUGUUUGCAUCCCGUACCCCAACACGUAAAUACAACACUCGUGCUCCUGAAGAAGUAAACCAGACCCCCUCCUCAAGGAUCUUGCGGUCUCGUCAGCCGUCUCCACCUCCCAGCCCGGUCAUCACCUCUCUUAAUCGCAGGGGGAAGUAUUAAGCUUUAAGGCAAGUCCUUUCUGAUAUAACCCCCCCCCAAAAAAAAUGUUGAGUUGCUGUUGUCUUUAUAUUAUUUUUAUAUUGUUUUGCAUACAUAUUUACUUUGAACAAUUCUGUUCUGCCAGUAACAGUUAAUGCUUUAAGUUGAGGUAACGCUGCUGUGUUGCUAAGGAACUAUGUGGUUAAAAUAGUGCAUGUGUGUUAUCUAACCUCUCUGCAACUCCACUUGGUGCCUGUGCUGUACUUUUUUUCCUUUCAAAAAUAAAUCUUCAUAGGAUUUAUUUGUGAACAGUCUAAGUACAUUCACAUUUAAAACUGUAGUAAAUUAUUUUACUGUUUUCAAUACUUUGUAUACAAAGCUAGUAUGCUGAAAACUAUUUACAUAUAAACAGCACUGAUGAGGAAAUCAGAUUUGUGUGCUUUGUACUGUUUAUUAGGCUGUAGUGUGUCUGUAAUAUACAUGUUCGAUUGAGGCCUUCCUUGUCUGAAUGUCCGUUUUCUCUUAAGCAUCUUUGUAACUCUUUUUAGUGUGAAAUGCACUACCAUUAAACCUUG